Molecule: messenger RNA, 724 nt
Organism: Amaranthus tricolor (Joseph's coat)
Lineage: Eukaryota; Viridiplantae; Streptophyta; Magnoliopsida; Caryophyllales; Amaranthaceae
Product: homeobox-leucine zipper protein ATHB-4
Exons: 3
Coding region: 38-661 (207 amino acids)
Biological process (GO): regulation of DNA-templated transcription
Molecular function (GO): sequence-specific DNA binding; DNA-binding transcription factor activity, RNA polymerase II-specific
Source: RefSeq, a predicted model, not a curated record
ACCAAAAAAGCAAAAAGCAAAUUAUGAAAAAGCAAUAAUGAUGGUGCCAAAAAUUAAUAAGGUUGGGAUUGAAAUAAAACCACCAUUACUGGUGGAUUUGGAAAUAACAAGCAAAGUAGUAGUCUCACCAAACAGCAACAUAUCAAGUACUGCAACCGGAAAACAUUUGGGUGAUUUUAAAUUUAAUGGUGGUGAAAUGACGAGUGACGAAGACAAAGGCGGUAAUGGUGGUGGCAGCUGCAGUGAUCAUAGAAAAAAGCUUAGACUUGGCAAGGCACAAAUCAUGGUGUUGGAACAAGCUUUUAGGGAACACACUAUCCUCAAUACAAAGCAAAAGAUGGCAUUGGCAAAACAAGUGAAGUUACGGCCAAGACAAGUAGAAGUAUGGUUUCAAAAUAGAAGAGCAAGGACAAAGUUGAAACAAAUAGAAGUGGAUUGCGAGUACUUUAGAAGAUAUUGUGAGAAGUUAAGCGAAGAGAAUAAGAAGCUGGAAAAGGAAGUGCAAAAACUAAGGGCUUUAAAGGCUUCUACCUCUCAUCAACAACCAACAACCCUCUCAAUGUGUCCUUCAUGCAUUUCUUCUUCUACUCCGGUCGCUGAAACAAGGUCGUGUCCGGUGGCCAUCCUCUAUCGGCCUCUACCACUCAACGUCAAUAAAUAAUCAUCUUUUAUCAUUCAUAUAUAGUUUAUUGCUAUAAUAUAACUAAUAAUCAUUUCUAAUUGG